UUAUUAUUCUUACUUUUUUUUUCUCUGAUAUUUUUAACUGAUAAGCAAUUAUAAGAAUGUAAGAUGAUGACAUUGUUAGCGAGAAUAGUGACAAAAAAAAAAAUAAAUAAAUAAUGUUUAUCUGCAAUCAGCUCACUAUUAAGUAGUUUAUAAUUAUGUACAGCGUGUAAAAUAUAUCAAAAGAGUGUGCUGAUUGGUGUAGUGCGAGCUGUCAUCGUGUGUAACAAGUAACAACGACUUGAUGUUGACGAGUAUGUGACAUACGUGAGUGUAGGUAUAUAGAAGAAUGAAAUAAGUGUUUACAAUAAUAAGGUUAUUGCAAUCGUGAUCGAUCACAUCAUCCUCUCUCGUAAACGUUAAGUAUGUCGUCGUCUAGUAAAAAAUUUACCGUGUAAAAGCCAUUUGUCGCUUGUGAUGUAGCACAGCUGUUAAGUUUCAAGGAUCGUAGCAAGAGGUGUCAACUAAAGGAAAUGUCUCUAAAGGACGAUGAAAGCACUUGGAUCUUGGAGUUAGAGGCAGCCCUCUUGGAUGCAGAAGCACCUUCUGCAUCUGAUAUAUACGCAAUUUGCAAAGGUCAGCCAGUGCCAGCUAAUCUGAAGCCAGACGUUUGGCAAGCUUGUUUGGAUGUCACUGACAGAGGGAACCAGCUAAUACACUUCAAUGAAGUUUUUGAUCUUCCAGAGCAAAAUACCAUCAGAAAUGAUUGUCAACAAUUAGUUAAUAAGCUAGGAAAUGACGAUGAAGAUAAAGUAUCGGUUGUUUCUGACUUGGAAUCCAUCAUAACUUUUUAUUGUAAGAAUAGAGGAAAAAGAUAUGAAAAAGGAAACGGUUGGCUCGAAUUAUUGGGCCCUUUGAUAGCUCUAAAGUUGCCUAGAUCAGCAACAUAUAAUUUAUUUGAAGCCAUCAGAGACAUUUAUAUUCCAAGAGGUGACACACAUAGUGCUGUAUUGAGGCUACUGCUGCUUUAUCAUGAGCCAGAAUUAUGUUCUUUCUUGGAUACAAAAAGAGUUUCGCCAGAUCAGUAUACAAAAGGAUGGAUAAACACUUUGUUUGCUGGAGUCUGCUCCUUGCCAGCCAUUUCAACCAUGUGGGACUUGUAUUUCAUGCAGGCGGAUCCAUUUUUCAUGAUGUUUCUGUCGCUAAUAAUGGUCAUAAAUGCAAGAGAACAAAUUCUAAGUAUGAAAGACGAAGAAAAACGAACGAUCGUCGACGCUCUUGCCGCUAUGCCCUGUGCUCUGGAAGCCGAGGACGUCACGGAUUUUUGCUCGCUUGCUCAGUACUACUCCAUGAAGACGCCCUCGUCGUUCAAAGUCGACCUCUACGGGAUAAUGUUCGGCGAGGGUGGGGACGAAAAAUUCAUCACUCACGCUCUGUGCCUACCCGUGUCCGCCCAAGAGCUUAUUGAAAAUACAUCCGAGGUCUCGGAGUACUUGACCGGAGGUGCGCCGCCUGUCGAGGCUGUUAGGUUCUUCCUGGUCGAUUGUAGGCCGGCUGAACAGUACAACGCUGGACACCUCAAGACCGCCUUCCACCUAGACUGCAAUCUUAUGCUGCAAGAGCCAGCAGCAUUCGCGACUGCGGUACAAGGACUGUGGCAAGCUCAGCGUCAGGCAAUAGCCGCGGGAUCAGAGGCAGGUGGUGAACAUUUAUGCUUUUUGGGCAGUGGACGGCAAGAGGAGGAUCGCUAUCUUCACAUGGUUGUUGCAUCCUUCUUGCAGAAACACACUCAGUAUGUCAGUAUGGUGGUUGGUGGAUACCAAGCUGUUCACGAAUAUUUCGGCGACGAAGUAGUUAAUUUAGUAGAUCACAAUUCUCAGUACUGCUUGGUAUGUAAUACAAGUUUAUUGGAAGGCGAUCCCAGUGAUGCAAGUCCAGCUCAAAUGAAGAACAGUAAUUCGGAUCUUUUAGGAAAAAUUGGUCAAGCCAUGAAACUGAAAAGUCAAGAAAUGAAGGGUAAACUGUUUGACUACAUCGUCAAUCCGGCAGUGAACACAAAUAACAGUGCGGAAAAGACGAACGACAAAAAUGCAGAUACAAGCAGAGGCGAAUCGAGUGCUCGGCCUGUCUUUAGCAUAGAUGAUGACCAAGAUUCCGAUAUGACGAUGGCAUUAACUCAGAGUGAAGAGCCGAUCGAAGUAGUUUCUAUUCAACAGUGGUUGAAAGAUCCAAACUUAGUUCAUUCCUUCAAGUGUAUGGAAGUCAAAGUAAAUGGAUACGUGUAUGAAAGUCAUCUUUUAGUCACCGAUACCCACAUCAUUGUUCUUCGUGAAAUCCAGGGUCGAAAGGGAGCAGCACACGUAAUAGUGAAACGUCCCCUAUCAAGUAUAGUCAGAAUAACAUCCAGAAAAAAACAUCCAGAUUUAAUUACGUUUAAAUACGGUUCAACGCAGUCCGAUAGUGUAGUUAUUUCUGACAUGGACAGAUUUCUCAUACCCAAUGCAAGUGAAGCUACAAAGCUAAUCUCCCAACAAAUAAUGAAACAAAUGAAGUCAUUGGAAUAG
Molecule: messenger RNA, 2501 nt
Organism: Copidosoma floridanum
Lineage: Eukaryota; Metazoa; Arthropoda; Insecta; Hymenoptera; Encyrtidae
Gene: TBC1D23
Product: TBC1 domain family member 23
Biological process (GO): retrograde transport, endosome to Golgi
Cellular component (GO): trans-Golgi network
Source: RefSeq, a predicted model, not a curated record